Molecule: messenger RNA, 339 nt
Organism: Trichoderma gamsii
Lineage: Eukaryota; Fungi; Ascomycota; Sordariomycetes; Hypocreales; Hypocreaceae
Product: ubiquitin-like modifier 1
Exons: 3
Coding region: 1-339 (112 amino acids)
Biological process (GO): tRNA thio-modification; protein urmylation
Cellular component (GO): nucleus; cytoplasm
Molecular function (GO): protein tag activity
Source: RefSeq, a predicted model, not a curated record
AUGGCCUCAAACACUGCCGAAGCAACGGCGCAACUCUCCCUCAUCGUGGAGUUCUCAGGUGGCCUCGAGAUGCUCUUCUCGGAUAUUCGCCGCCACGCCCUCACUCUGCCUGCUACGGACAAGGACGGCAACCCUUCCACUAUUGCGUAUUUGAUACAUCAUCUUUGUGAGCAUGUGAUGAAGGACACCCGCAGGGAGCUUUUCGUCCUGGACGGCCAUCUACGGCCAGGCAUCUUGGUUCUCAUCAACGAUGCGGACUGGGAGCUGGAGGGGGAAGAAGAGUAUCAGCUGAAUAGUGGCGACAAUAUCCUCUUCGUAUCAACCCUGCACGGUGGCUAA